Trypanosoma brucei brucei TREU927 is the source of this 834-nucleotide messenger RNA. Its product is annotated as 40S ribosomal protein SA, putative. Gene Ontology annotation, biological process: ribosomal small subunit assembly; cytoplasmic translation. The record is from RefSeq and is a predicted model, not a curated record. Lineage: Eukaryota; Euglenozoa; Kinetoplastea; Trypanosomatida; Trypanosomatidae. Gene Ontology annotation, cellular component: 90S preribosome; ribosome; cytosolic small ribosomal subunit. Gene Ontology annotation, molecular function: structural constituent of ribosome. Bases 1 to 834 code for a protein of 277 amino acids. The transcript has a single exon.
AUGACAGAAACAUCCCGUCGUGACCUUAUUUUCCUUGUGCUUUCACCCUUCUCUCCCUCUCUUAGUUCCAAAGCAUUACGCAACUCCCACACACGCAAUAUGACCUCCGUCUCGUCCGGCGCUAAGGUCCUCCGAAUGAAGGAGAGCGACGUGCAGAAGUUGCUCGCCAUGCACUGCCACCUCGGCACGAAGAACAGCAGCAGCGCCAUGAAGAAGUACAUCCACGGGCGCACAAGCGACGGCACAAAUAUCAUUGAUAUCCACAUGACGUGGGAGAAGCUGAUCCUUGCCGCCCGUGUGAUCGCUGCGGUGGAGAACCCACAGGAUGUCACCGUCUGUUCCACACGCCUAUUCGGGCAGCGCGCCAUCUUCAAGUUUUCCCAACUCGUUGGGACAUCGUUCCUCGGUGGCCGGUUUAUUCCCGGUACAUUCACCAACCAGAUCCAGAAGAAGUUCAUGCAGCCACGCGUUCUGGUUGUCACGGAUCCCCGCACAGACCACCAGGCCCUACGUGAAGCGAGCCUUGUCAACAUCCCCGUCAUUGCUUUCUGCGACACGGACGCACCACUGGAGUUUGUUGACAUUGCCAUCCCGUGCAAUAACCGUGGACGCCAUUCUAUCAGCAUGAUGUAUUGGCUGUUAGCCCGGGAGGUGCUGAGGCUCCGUGGCACCAUCCCACGUAGUGUCCCAUGGGAAGUGAAAGUGGACCUCUUCUUCUACCGUGACCCUGAAGAGGCAUUGAAGCAAGAGGAGGCCACCGCCGCAGCUGAGGUCCAUGAAGAAGCUGACGAGGGUUAUGGAUGGGUGGAGCGCGACAACACAUGGGAGCAGUAA